UCCAGAGAAAAUGUUCCAGCACAUCCGAGGGAACACAGGCCUUCCCAGACUGGCCUGAUGCUGUUUCUUUCCCAGGAGCAGCAAGCCUUCUGGAAGGUGGACCAUCAGGUGGAAGAAGCAUUCUCCAGAGAGCUGCCUUCCCCAGGGAACGGCGACAGCUUGCGCUUGCCGGGGAGUCCUGCUGCAGCCCGAGGUGUGAAGGGAAGGCAUGCUCCGUGCAUAUGCUGUACCAUACAGUUUUGCCUACAACUGCCUGUAGCUUCGUGGUAGCUGAGAAUGCUCCGUUCCUCUCCUUUUCACCCUUGAAGAUCCGCGAACGCGCAGGGAGCUGUGCGAGGCACGGCGCUCCCCGUGUGGCAGGCGAAGGAGGACGGGGGUCUGGCCGCUCUGCCCACUGGGGCGGGUGGACAUGUGUUAGGAGAUAUCAGAGCUGGUGGCGAAACAGCCCACCCAUCCACGGCAGCCUUCCCGCCAUUGCCGUGCCAGGAUUUUUGGUUUCAUUGAAGGAUUUGAUCGGUACAGACCUCACCAAGGCGAAAUUCCUUCUAAAGGAAGUAGACCUGAAAGAUUCACGCUCAUGCCUGCUCCGCAAGUGGAGGCAUCGCUACCUUCAUCCCCAGACGAUCAACCGGAGCCCAGGAGGGAGAGUGGUCUGCGACAGGGAGGGCACCCACGGGGCCCUGUCGCCACCCCUGCUGCGGACCACGCCCCAGCACGUGGGUGGGCAGGCAGACGGGGCGGGCCAGGACGCGCAGCGAGCGCUGCCGGCUGCCACGCGUGGCCCGCAGACCACGGUGCAGAAGGGAAGGGCCAUCCCGGGCUGCACCGGCCGCUUUACUUCUGAAGCAACGUUGCCGUGCAGCCCGGACUAG
This is a messenger RNA of Propithecus coquereli (Coquerel's sifaka), 872 nucleotides long. RefSeq lists its product as uncharacterized. The record is from RefSeq and is a predicted model, not a curated record. NCBI's taxonomy places the organism in Eukaryota, Metazoa, Chordata, Mammalia, Primates, Indriidae.